Mangifera indica (mango) is the source of this 1179-nucleotide messenger RNA. Its product is annotated as GDSL esterase/lipase 5-like. NCBI's taxonomy places the organism in Eukaryota, Viridiplantae, Streptophyta, Magnoliopsida, Sapindales, Anacardiaceae. The coding region runs from base 1 to 1179 and encodes 392 amino acids. The record is from RefSeq and is a predicted model, not a curated record. The transcript has 5 exons. Gene Ontology annotation, molecular function: hydrolase activity, acting on ester bonds.
AUGGCAAGGCUAGUUUUGCGCUUAGAACUCUUAAAUAUAUGUGCAAUUCUCUUACUGUUAAUCAGUGUGAAGGCUUCAUCAGCUAAUUCUCUGGAGAAAACCAGUGCCUUGUUCAUCUUUGGGGACUCCACCGUAGAUGCUGGAAACAACAAUUACAUAAAUACCAUCCCUGAAAACCAAGCAAAUGUCAAGCCCUAUGGACAGAAUGGCUUCUUUGAUCGACCUGCUGGCCGCUUCUCCGACGGCCGUGUCAUUGUUGAUUUUAUAGCCAGUUAUGCCAAUUUGCCAUUGAUUCCUGCAUAUUUGGAACCUUCAGCUGAUUAUAGCUAUGGUGUUAACUUUGCCUCUGGUGGAGCCGGUGUACUUCCUGAAACCCAUCAGGGUUUGGUGAUUGAUCUUCAAACACAAUUGAAGUAUUUUGAAGAGGUGAAGAAGUCAUUAACUAAAAAGCUAGGAGAAGCGGAAGCACAGGAACUCAUAUCAGAAGCUGUUUAUUUCAUCAGUAUUGGCAGCAAUGACUACAUGGGUGGCUAUCUGGGCAACCCCAAAAUGCAACAAGCUUAUCAACCUGAAGAUUACGUUGCCACGGUUAUCGGCAACUUGACAGAAGCAAUCCAAGUGCUGUAUGAAAAUGGAGGUAGAAAAUUUGGAUUUCUCAGCUUAUCUCCACUAGGGUGCUUGCCAGCCCUGAGAAAUUUGAACCCCAACAAAGAGAGUGAAGGCGGUUGCUUUGAAGCAGGCUCUGCUUUAGCAGCAGCACAUAACAAUGCUUUAAAAGGAGUCCUCGCAAACAUUGAAUAUCUUUUCAAAGACUUCAAAUUUGCCAACUCCGAUUUCUACAGUUGGCUUGAAGAUAGAAUGAACAAUCCUUCCAACUAUGGUUUUAAGGACGGUGUAAAUGCUUGCUGCGGAUACGGGGCAUAUGGGGGAAUGCUAACCUGCGGCGGCAACAAGAAUAUCAGUGAAUACAAUUUAUGUGAUAAUCCUGACGAUCAUGUUUGGUGGGACUCUUUCCACCCAACAGAGAGGAUCCAUGAACAGUUCGCAAAGCUUCUCUGGGACGGACCCUCUUCUGCUGUAGGGCCAUUCAAUCUCUGGGAUCUCUUCUUCAGCAAGGAAAAGCUCACCAUUGCUGACAUUGUUGAUGCCCCUCAAACCCUACCACUCCAGUUUCAGUAA